GUAGAUUUAGAAACACCUUCGAGGAAGACGCCCUACCGCGCGCGCUGUAACGUCACGAGCUUAAGCCCGCCAGCCUAAGGAGCCUCGUCUCUGGCUGAGAGUGGUUCUGUGAGGCGGAUGAGAAAAACUUGACGGUGCUGUGGAGGAUGAUGGCCUAAUUGGUACCCGUAUGACCACCACUGUAGGACCCUUCGCUAUGUUCCAAGUCACGUUACAUCGCGACAGCCUCAAUACCGCCUGGGGCUUUCGUUUGCAGGGAGGCAAAGACUUUGGGAAGCCUCUCACUAUACAAAGGGUAUUUACUGGCAGCCCGGCCGAAGGAGAGCUUCAGAGGGGAGACCUGAUAGUGGCCAUAGACGGUUAUGACACUAGCAACCUAGUUCACAAGCAAGCCCAGGACCUGAUUAAACGCAGUGGCGGAACACUUUCGAUAACCGUACAGAGAGGCGAAUCGGGACGGACUCCUCCACAAUCUCCAAUCAAGCAGCCAAACAUCCUAUUUCAACAGCCAAGAGCUCCUAGUCACACCCCAGUCUCUCCGACGCAUCCGGGUACAAUGCAAGGCAUUCCAGCACCCACUCCGCCAACCCCCGAGGCGGGCAUGUUUGCUGUACGAAUUCCAACCUUCAAAACGUCGCCACGUGCACCACAAAUGGGCACGGAUUUCAAGGGCCCGAGCAGCCUUCGGGAUGCCCCUGGUGUCAUGAUGCAACGAGUGGCAGAAUCGCUGGACAAGAGUCUCUACAGCCCUCCACCAGCACCAAUGCCGCAACCAAGGUACCACAAAUUCAGACCGGCACCCGCCGCUCCGGUCUCUCCACCUCCUUUCAUCAACCCUGCUGUCUACUAUCCUCCUCAACCGCAACAGCAUCAUCCGCAACAACAACAACGAUCUCUUCAACAGAUGCAGCCACAGUUUGAAAGUAUGCAUGUGUCAGCCCCGGAACAUCACGCACCGCCUCCAUUCGCCGGCGGACCACCACCCGAAGAUGAAAUUGACUAUAGCUUUAUGCAAAUGCCGGUUUCCGCGAGGAAGCAGGCGUUCAUGCAUAAGGAACAAGCUGCACACCCAUACCAAGGCUACAAUGAUGACGUGGACUACUCAUUUAUGGAAAAACCGGUGGCGUUGCGAAAAAAAGCAUUUAUGAAAGAGUCGCCACGUAGCACCCAGCCUAGACGUACUGGUAGACGACCUGUCAUCCGCACCGAUAAGUCUGCUUCUGACUUCACUGGUUGGUCUCCAGGACACGAUGCCAACAAACCGUCCCCCAGGCGCCAGUACGAGCCAGCUUACCAAUACGAACCACCUGUCAACCGAAAGCCACCACCUCCUCCUGUGCCUGCCAAGCCCCAACACCACGCACCAGCACCGGCCCCUGCGGCAGAGGAAUACGAGGAGGGUUCCUAUGCACCAGCAUGGCGGGGAACCCUGAAGUCGGGCGCUAGUGUGGGUAGGCCAUGGGAAGUGAAACAACCAGCAGGUGGCGCUGCUCAUGCCUCGCCAGGUGCUCCUCAGUACAAGGCUGUGUCUUUCUCUCCAUCCCAGCCGGCCGUCAGUCAGCCGUUCUCCCCUGGUCACCACGCCGGCCCGCCCGCAGGUGGAGCGUCAGGCACCAGAGUAGAGACAGUACAAGGCCAUAAGCAAGGUCCCACAGCAGCGCACUUGCAGUUCAACUCACCUAUGAAACUCUACUCGACUGACAAUGUUAGGCAAUCAAUGGAAGGACAGCUUCGGGGCACUGGAGCCGAGGGAACCAUGCAAGUUGCUGGCAGUGCAUCUCACGAGCCUGACUACACCCAAUCAGCCGUGUACAGGAUGGUUCACGAAGAACCAGGCAAACAGACAACCAUGGACGUCAAACAAUCAAGAUCUUUCCAAACUUUAACACACGUUGUCAGCGACGACGGUGGAGUGGACGCCGUGUCAGACUUCUAAAGACUUCACUGAGGCGACAAACUCGAGCGUGCAAGCUGAGAAGAUGAAGACGUGGCAACAUUACGGCGGGGCAGCAUCUGGCGUUGAAGAAGUUGAAACUGCUGUACAUGUCCGGAGCUCUGAUAUCAUCAUCAUGCGCUUUCAAACCCAUUCUCCCCAGUACUCCCAAAGAUGGCGCUCAGAACCUCCCUAUUAUGUGAUGUCCUGGAGAUGAAUUUACGAAGCUGAUAGUUUUGUGUAACAUAACUUUUAGGGGCUUUCACAUUUAUCUCUAUCUUUGCCUAUGGUAUAAAUCAUAAGUAUGAUAGUGCUUCCGUAGGGGGUUUGUGUGCUAAAAGGAGACAUAUUUUAGACGAAUUUUACAGCACGUGGUAUUACAUUUUAAAGUUUGGAAUGUUUUGUAGACAAUUAGAGUUAAAAGUCAUUGAGAAAGUAAUGCCAAAACAUUUAAGCAAAAUUAAUAAAGGCCAAUGUGAUCCGUUUCUAUGAACAUUUUUAAAUUUAUAUAAUCCUUUUCCUAAUAAACACGGGCGGGAACGUGCAAUAUGAGUUUUUAAACCCUGUGUAUAUGUUAUCUUGGGCGUGGUCAGUCAUAGCUAUUAAGUCGGAGAUCAGAUAUAAUUUGGUUCUAUAUUUAUUAUGCUUGAAAGGUUCACAAACUUUGUGUUAUGUGAUAUUAGUGGCGCUGCCAAUUUAGAUAAUUUUUGUAACCGUUUCUUUACCACAGCAGUAUACUUGACGUUUCAAAUGCUUGUUGAAACCAUAUACCCACACGCUGUUGAAUGUGACGUCCGAGGCAGGUUACGAUGCAAUAAACGCUCCAUCGUUUAAAUAUUUGAUUUUGUUCUAAAUUUUAUAGCAAAUCGAACAAACAUCAUCCACUGUCGAAUGUGACGCCCGAGGAAGGUUGCGAUGCAAUAAACGCUCCAUCGUUUGAAAAGUAAAUUUGUUUAACAUUUAAAAAGAAAUCGAACAAAUAUUAUCUGCCGUUGAAUGUGACGCCCGAGAAAGGUUAUGAUGCAAUAAACGCUCCAUCGUUUUAA
Lingula anatina is the source of this 2979-nucleotide messenger RNA. RefSeq lists its product as uncharacterized. The record is from RefSeq and is a predicted model, not a curated record. Gene Ontology annotation, biological process: actin cytoskeleton organization; muscle structure development. Gene Ontology annotation, molecular function: actin binding; muscle alpha-actinin binding. Gene Ontology annotation, cellular component: filamentous actin; stress fiber; adherens junction. Lineage: Eukaryota; Metazoa; Brachiopoda; Lingulata; Lingulida; Lingulidae.